UGAAAGUCAAGUUUUUUUAGUGAAGAAACCAAUUGCUUCGCAAAUAUGGACAAAUUUAAUUUUAAAAUAUUAAUCAUAAUCAGUUUUAUAAGUUUUUUAACGGUUUCAUCUUCUCCGUUACAUCCAAAUGUAAUAAUAAUUGGCACAGGAGCCGCUGGUAUUGCAGCAGGAACAAAAUUAUACGAAAAUGGAAUAAAAAACAUAUUAUGGUUAGAAGCUGAAAAUCGUAUUGGUGGACGAAUUGAUACUCGUAAAUUUGGUGUAGCUCAUAUCGAUUAUGGUGCACAAUUUUGCCAUGGGGAAAAAGAUAAUGUUGUUUUUGAAAUGGCUAAUCCAUUAGGAUUGUUAGAACAUUCUAUUUUUAAUUUUUCUAAUUCAGAUCUUUUACCAGACUUUUAUACUCCCUCUGGUGAAAUGUUACCGAAAAUUGAAGUAGAAAAAGUGAAUAGUUUAAUUGAAGAAGUUAUUAAUGAUCAAGUAGAACUCGGUAGAUUUAAUGGUUCCGUUGGACAGCUUUUAGAUUUAAAGUUUUCAGAAAAAUUAAAAAAUGAAUUAAAAAAUAUAGAUGAAAACAUUUGUUAUUAUGUAAAAGAUUGGACAAAUAAAAGUCAUCUUUCAAACGAUGCAUCAGACAACUUGUAUGAGUUAUCAGCAAAGCGUAUAGCAGAAUAUGGAGAAAGUGAAGGUGAUAAUGGUCUCAACUGGAAGGGUAGAGGGUAUAAAACUGUUUUAGACUUGAUGAUGAAGAAAAUACCGGACCCAAAAAACGCAUUACCACUUGAUGAUAAAAUACUGUUUAAUAAAGAAGUUGUCAAAAUCAUUUGGAACUCAGAUCCAAAUCCAAAUGAAGUGACAGUUAAAUGUGCUGAUGGAUCAGAAUACAAAGCAGAUCAUGUAAUUGUGACUGUUUCGCUAGGAGUUUUAAAAGAACGAUCGGAUUCAUUAUUUCAACCAAAAUUACCAUUAGCCAAAAUAAACGCAAUUCAAGGAAUUGGUUUUGGAAUUCUAAAUAAAUUAAUAUUUGAAUUUGAUCAUCCUUGGUGGUCUACGGAUAAAUUGCAUAAUGGUUUUACUUUUGUAUGGAAAGAAAAUGAAUUCGAAGAACAAGUUAAGAAAUUUAAUGGAUCCGAGGAGAGUAAUAGAUGGUUAUUUGAUGUUCUUGGAUUUUAUCCAAUAGAACGUCAACCAAACAUGCUGUUAGGAUGGAUUGUAUCCGAGUCAGCAAGGCAUAUGGAAAAAAUUCCCGAAAAUGAAGUAAAAUCAAAACUUAUUCAGUUAAUGCGAAUAUUUUUGGGUCGCAAAUUCAAGAUUCCAGAACCUACCACAUUUAUCAGAUCUCAAUGGUUCACAAAUCCACAUUUCCUUGGAUCAUAUUCGUUUCACAGCAUGACAACUGAAAAAUUGAAUGCUCGACCCACGGAUGUAGCAGAACCUUUAAAAAAUUCUGCCGGUAAAGAUGUUAUAACAUUUGCAGGUGAAGCAACAAAUCCUAUCCAUUAUGCAACAGUUCAUGGUGCUAUUGAAACUGGUUGGCGAGAAGCUGAUCGAUUAUUAAAACUUGUUAGGUUGUGAUCGCAAUUUUUAUUAUCGAAAUUUAUAAUAAAAGUAUUAAUAUUGUAAACUAGUUUCUAAUUAAAAACGUUACUUUUA
Chrysoperla carnea is the source of this 1650-nucleotide messenger RNA. RefSeq names its product spermine oxidase-like. Gene Ontology annotation, molecular function: polyamine oxidase activity. Bases 46 to 1572 code for a protein of 508 amino acids. The record is from RefSeq and is a predicted model, not a curated record. Lineage: Eukaryota; Metazoa; Arthropoda; Insecta; Neuroptera; Chrysopidae. The transcript is spliced from 4 exons.